Molecule: messenger RNA, 1296 nt
Organism: Dipodomys ordii (Ord's kangaroo rat)
Lineage: Eukaryota; Metazoa; Chordata; Mammalia; Rodentia; Heteromyidae
Product: melanoma-associated antigen B2-like
Exons: 1
Coding region: 1-1296 (431 amino acids)
Biological process (GO): negative regulation of transcription by RNA polymerase II
Cellular component (GO): nucleus
Source: RefSeq, a predicted model, not a curated record
AUGCCCCGGGGGCUAGGGAGCAAGCUUCGUGCUGCUCAAGACAAACGCUACCACGAGACCCAAGACAGUCACCAGAGUACCGAUGAGCCUCACGCCACCAGAGCUGACAAAAAAGAGUCCACCUACUGCCCUGGAGGUGGUUCUAGAGAUAUCAUCCCCAGCACCUCGGCUAAAGAUUCUCCUAAGAGAAAAAAUGGAGCUCCACCUACCAUCUCCAAGGCUCCACAUACCACCACCUCGAAGGUGCCAGUCACUGCCACCACCAAGGCACCAGUCACCACCACCACCGCCAAGUCACCAGGCGCCGUCACCGCAGCCACCACUACCAAGGCACCAGUUGCCACCGCCAUCACCACCAAAGCACCAGUCGUUUCCACCACCAAGACACCAGUUGCCACCACCACCAAGGCACCAGUCGCCUCCACCUCCAGAAUGCCACCUCUCGCCACGUCCAAGGCUCCACUGGCCAACACCUCAAAAGCUACUGCUGCUGACUCUCUCAAAAAGUCUAGUAAAAGUGCCAAUCCCCGAGGGGCACAAGCUGCUCAUCCUGCCAGGGCCCCACCUUUUACUGAGCAUCCGUGGAAAGAUCUCAUUCUGAGAAAGGCUGGGAUGCUGAUGCAGUAUCUGCUGUACAAGUACAAAACCAAACAGCCUAUUGUGAGGGGAGAAAUGAUGAAAAUUAUCAAUAGAAGAUUCAAAGACCAUUUUCCUGAAAUACUUCAGAAAGCAUCUGAGCGUAUGGACCUCAUAUUUGGACUUGAGUUAAAGGAAAUCAAACCCAAUAGUCCAUGCUAUACCUUAGUCAGCAAGGCAGAAUUUACCAGCAGUGGUGGGAUGCCCAGUGGCUUAGAAUUUCCCAAGAAUGGGCUUCUAAUGUCUCUGCUGGGUGUUAUCUUCUUAAAUGGCAACUGCGCUACUGAGGAAGAAGUGUGGGAGUUCCUGAGUAUUUUGGGCGUUUAUGAUGGGAGGAAGCACAUUAUCUUUGGGGAGCCCAGAAAGCUUAUUACUCGGGAUAUGGUGAAGGAAAAAUAUCUAGAAUACCAGCAGGUGCCAGGUAGUGAUCCUCCACGUUACCAGUUCCUAUGGGGUCCCCGUGCCCAUGCUGAAACCUCAAAAAUGCAGGUGCUUGAAUUUUUAGCAAAGGUCAAUGAUACCAUCCCUAGCGAUUUCCCUGGCCAUUAUGAAGAAGCCCUUAGGGAGGAAGAAGAGCAAGCUAGAGCUCAAGUUUCAUCGAAGGCUCAAGUUUCAGCCAAGGAUCCAGAUGUACCUGGCACUUCCUCCCACCAGCAAUGA